Syngnathoides biaculeatus (alligator pipefish) is the source of this 699-nucleotide messenger RNA. RefSeq names its product mitochondrial ribosomal protein L42 (gene mrpl42). NCBI's taxonomy places the organism in Eukaryota, Metazoa, Chordata, Actinopteri, Syngnathiformes, Syngnathidae. The record is from RefSeq and is a predicted model, not a curated record. Gene Ontology annotation, cellular component: mitochondrial large ribosomal subunit. The coding region runs from base 197 to 631 and encodes 144 amino acids. The transcript has 5 exons.
GGGCAGUAAGAAACGUUUUCUAUGGUGGUUUAAAACUUUAGUGAUAUUUAACAAUAAUAAAGACUUGCGUAUGCAGUUUAUCAUUUGAUAACCAUUAAAGGACGUCGUUUUUGGAGAUAAAGUAAUGCGGAACCUUUUGUAAAGACUACACAACCCACCCGGAAGCAAAUAGUUACGUACAUAGGAAAGUCAUAGCAUGGCGUCGGGCUACAUGAGCAAAAUAAACAGUCUAAUAUCGAGAUUUUCCAAAUGCAGCAGUUUGCGGCUUGCCCAAACUUGCUUGGGGCCAGUUCGAGAUGCGUCCAAUGUCCGUGGUCCUUCCAUUGAUGACUGCAGUGAUGUGGAGGUUGGUUUGACUUCAGACGGGAAGACUGUUGUGUGCUACCACCCAACCGUGGAGAUUCCUUAUGAGCUCACUCAGCCGAUCGAGAGGCCCGACCCGCUCAGCAGUCCUCCCGAGACCCACGAGCAGGUGCUGAAGGCCCACCUCAGCAAGGAGAUUUUGAGGGACAAACCGGGUCCCACCAUAGAGGAGCUGAGCAAGAUGUUUUUCACCACCAAACACCGCUGGUAUCCGGUAGGACAGUACCACAUGAGACGCAUAAAAAAGAAUACCCCAAAGGACAGAUAAUUGUCUUUAUGCAUAUCUUAUGAGUAUGUUUUUGUCAAAUAAAUACAUUGUUUUGCUUUGGUUGUAAC